GUCUCUGCCCCGGUGUAGAUUAACUCGCAGCUGUUCCUCUCGAUUAUAUUGUGUGGGGCCCAUACCGCUGUGCUUCCCUCUUGGACACUCUGAACACAGACACCGACGAAGCCAUGGCCGUGGAAAACUACGACAUUGUUAUUAUUGGCGCGGGCCCCGUCGGCCUUUGCCUCUCAACAUGCUUGUCAAGAUGGGGCUACAAGAUCAAGCACAUCGACAACCGAGCAGAGCCUACCCCUACUGGUCGAGCAGACGGUAUCCAACCGCGUUCCCUGGAUCUUCUGAGAAACAUGGGCCUCAAGCGAAAGAUUAUGGAGUACGAGCCGGCCAAGGUGUACGAGGUUGCUUUCUGGGAUCCAGCCCAGAAGGGUAUCGUCAGGACCGGCACAUGGGCUAGUUGCCCCAAGUUCAUCGAUGCCCGGUAUCCCUUUACCACUCUGCUCCACCAGGGAUUGAUCGAGCGAACCUUUAUCCAAGAUAUCGAGAAGAACGGUACCAAGAUCCAGAGGCCGUGGACGAUCAAGGGAUUCAAGAACGAUGGCAAGGACAAGACGUAUCCCGUUGAGGUUCAACUGGCCCAUGUAGAUGGAACGGUUGAGGAGACUGUUCGCGCAAAGUACCUCUUCAGCGGAGAGGGUGCAAGGAGUUUUGUCCGAGAACAGCUGGGUAUCAACAUGAUCUACAAGGACCCUAUUGCACACGUCUGGGGAGUCAUGGACGGCGUCGUCAGGACAAACUUCCCUGACAUCAAGAUGAAAUGCACCAUCCACUCGGAUGCCGGCUCCAUCAUGAUUAUCCCUCGUGAGGACAACAUGGUACGCUUGUACAUCCAAGUUGCCUCUUCGACCGACAAGGACUGGGACCCCCGCAAGUCUGCUACUGCAGAGGAGGUUCAAGCCCGCGCCAAGGAGAUUUUCAAGCCAUACACAAUCUCAUGGGACCGUGUCGAAUGGUACUCUGUCUACCCCAUUGGCCAGGGUAUUGCUGAGCGCUACACCCUCGACGAGCGCGUAUUCAUGGGCGGUGAUGCCUGCCACACUCACAGCCCCAAGGCGGGUCAGGGCAUGAACACUGCUUUCCUGGACGCCGUGAACCUUGCCUGGAAGAUUCACCAUGUCGAGAGCGGAUGGGCACCACGAUCGAUGCUUUCCACAUACGAGUCGGAACGCAAGCUGAUCGCAGAAACCCUUCUCGACUUCGACGCAAAGUACGCCAAGCUCUUCUCCACCCGUCUACCCUCAGCAGGCGAAGUCGCCGGUGCCUCGGCCAAGGAAACACCAGAGGACAACGAGUUCAUCAAGACCUUCAAGGCCAGCUGCGAGUUUACCAGCGGAUACGGCGUCGCCUACAAGCCCAACGCAAUCAACUGGGGACCCGAACACGCUGCACAACACCCACUUAUCCUGUCAUACCCAGAAGGCACCACUCAACGGACAGGCAGGAUCUUGACGCCGUCCACCGUCACACGAGUUGUCGACGCCAACGUCGUGCACCUCGAACAAGAGAUUCCGCUGAACGGCUCGUACCGCGUUUUCAUCUUCGGCGGCAGUCUCGACAAGAGCGCUCGGGCGCUCAAGGACCUCGCCACAAACAUGUCGUCUCCCAACUCCUUUUUCAGCACAUUCCUGCACAAAGACCUCAAGGACAAGGACCGCUACCACGAGCACCACAACCCACACACCGACUUCUUGUCUCUUGCGCUCAUCUUCUCCGCGCCACGGUCAAGCAUCCACAUUGACGAGCAAUUACCCCAGCCGUUUGCCCGCUACGCCGACCACGUCUACGCCGAUGACGUCUGUGACCAGAGGGUUCCUGAUGCCAAGGCUGCUGCCCACGCCAAGAUGGGCCUUGAUCAGGAGAAGGGUGGUGUAGUCGUUGUACGACCCGACGGCUACGUCGGUGUCGUCGUCAAGCUUGAGGAGGGCUCUGGCACCUGCGAGGCUCUCGACAGCUGGUUUGGAUCCGUCACGGGAAAGAAGCUCGGUGGCGAGCGACCCAGCUUGUAG
Exserohilum turcica Et28A is the source of this 2006-nucleotide messenger RNA. RefSeq lists its product as uncharacterized. The record is from RefSeq and is a predicted model, not a curated record. Bases 114 to 2006 code for a protein of 630 amino acids. The transcript is spliced from 2 exons. Gene Ontology annotation, molecular function: FAD binding. NCBI's taxonomy places the organism in Eukaryota, Fungi, Ascomycota, Dothideomycetes, Pleosporales, Pleosporaceae.